UCUUUUUGUGAGCAAAAGGGUGAAAAUGCAUGCUCAAGUCCGCAGUGUAACACUUGGGGGACGCAUUUAGGUGUUGCACCGAAAGCGCUCCGGUGGUUUUUUAAUGGUACACCAGCGUCUCUUCCGGUCUCUUUCGAUCAGCUCUGAGGAAAGAUGACGAAGGGUACGUCAUCUUUCGGUAAGCGUCAUAAUAAGACGCACACUCUGUGCCGCCGAUGUGGAUCCAAGGCGUAUCACCUGCAGAAGUCCACCUGCGGGAAGUGUGGCUACCCUGCCAAGCGCAAGAGAAAGUACAACUGGAGCGUUAAGGCCAAGAGACGCAGCACCACUGGAACCGGCCGCAUGAGACACAUGAAGGUUGUUUUCCGCAGGUUCAGAAAUGGAUUCCGUGAGGGAACCGUGCCCAAGCCCCGUCGGGCAGCAGUGGCUGCGUCCAGCUCCUCAUAAACCGUUUUCAAUAAAAAGUGGUGUUUGAAA
Cyprinus carpio (common carp) is the source of this 477-nucleotide messenger RNA. RefSeq names its product large ribosomal subunit protein eL37. The record is from RefSeq and is a predicted model, not a curated record. Lineage: Eukaryota; Metazoa; Chordata; Actinopteri; Cypriniformes; Cyprinidae. Gene Ontology annotation, molecular function: RNA binding; structural constituent of ribosome. Gene Ontology annotation, biological process: translation. Gene Ontology annotation, cellular component: cytosolic large ribosomal subunit; ribosome.